AUGGUGAUAUCCAUCAUCAUUGCAUCCAUCAUUCUCUUCAUUGGCAUUGGAGUCUUGGUUCUGUUGCAUAUCUGCAUUGUAGGAAAAGCAUUUAGAAGGAGUCUGAACACAAUUUCGCAAGGAGAUGAGCUUAAGAAUGAAGGGAACAAUGGUUUGUCCCCUGAUGAUUUGGAGAAGCUCCCUUGUUAUGAUUUCGACGGCGAAGAAAAAGAUUGUGCAGUUUGCUUGGAGAGCUUUAGAAAUGGGGAGAAAUGUUGUCUCAUGGCAAGAUUAGGGGAAUAUGUAGACAGUGAUCUUUUUCGUGCAAAUGAAGAAAUAGAAAAGACGAUGCAAGAGAAUCAGCCACAUGAAGAUGAACAUUUAGAAGAAAACUUGAGUCACAUGCCAUGUAUUGAUGAACCGAAGAUCGGUAUGAUGUUCAAAAGUUUGGAGGAAGCAAUGAAUUAUUAUAGUGCUUAUGCAAAAUUCAUUGGGUUUGGGAUUAGAAAAGGAUCUAAUUAUUUGUCUAAGAGAAAGAAUGUCAUCACAAUGCAAGUAUUUACUUGCUCUCAUGAGGGUUUUUCUAAAAACAAAAGGAAGGAGCCAUUACUUAGGGAUAACACAUUCGAGAAAAGUCCUUUGAAGGAGAUAUCUAGCAUUCGAACUGGUUGCAAAGCAAGUAUGCGUGUGAAAUUAGAUGAUGGAGAAAAUUGGAUCAUAUCAUCAUUUGAGAAGAAGCACAACCAUGAAUUAGUAUCGAGCCCCUCAAAAUCUCGUUUCUAUCGGUGUCGGCGAAAGAUUGGAGAUGAAGAAGCCGACCUUAUACAAACCAUGCGUGAGCAAAAUAUUUCAACAAAGCAUAUUAGGGACUUCAUUGCAUCUCAACGUGGAGGGGUUCGUAAUUUAUCAUUCACGGGGAGGGACCUAAGCAACUUUGCAACGCGCCAAAGAAUGUCUCUUUUUGAUAGUGAUAUCUCAACGACUCUAAGUCACUUUCAACAACUACAAGCUGAGAAUCCUAUGUUCUUUUAUGCAGUCCAGAUUGAUAGUAAUAAUUGUGUAAAAAAUAUGUUUUGGGUUGACGGGAGAUCAAGGAUGGCCUACCAGCAUUUUGGAGAUGUAGUCACUUUUGAUACCACAUAUUGUACAAACAAGUACAGUAUGCCAUUUGCACCAUUCAUCGGGGUAAAUCACCAUUCUCAAACUAUAUUAUUUGGUUGUGCUUUGAUUAGAGACGAGACCGCGGAAUCCUUCAUGUGGGUCUUUCGAACAUGGCUUAAUGCAAUGUCUGGUAAGCAUCCUACUUGUAUUCUGACAGAUCAAGAUCCUUCAAUGAGAAAAGCAAUAAGUGAAGUCCUUCCUAAUACAGCUCAUCGGUUUUGUAAGUGGCACAUUCUUCGGAAAGCACGCGAGCACCUAGGCAUUUUAUUUGGCACAAAAGAGAAGUUUCAAGAGGACUUUCUUAGUUGCAUCAAUUUUAGCUUAACAAUUGACGAUUUUGAGUCAAGUUGGACUUCUAUGAUAGAGAAGCAUGGAGUUGAAGAUAACACACAUCUAAAACAUUUGUAUCAAAUUUGA
Asparagus officinalis (garden asparagus) is the source of this 1557-nucleotide messenger RNA. Its product is annotated as protein FAR1-RELATED SEQUENCE 5-like. Lineage: Eukaryota; Viridiplantae; Streptophyta; Magnoliopsida; Asparagales; Asparagaceae. The transcript is spliced from 2 exons. Gene Ontology annotation, biological process: regulation of DNA-templated transcription. The coding region runs from base 1 to 1557 and encodes 518 amino acids. The record is from RefSeq and is a predicted model, not a curated record.